GUAAAGUUCCAAAGAAGUGGGCUCUGGCGCUGCUCUCCUAAUUUUUUACUUCAAGUUUUGCCAUUUGGCCUCUUUACAAAUCUCUCUGAGAGAGAGACAGGGAGAGAGGAGAGAGAGCUAGUGAAGCGCAGCAAGCAAUGGCUAUUUUCAUGGCUUCUACUUCCUCUUCUUCUCUCAAUUUCAAUUCUUUACUCUCAUCCUCUAAUCAUCAUUCCCCUUCUUUUGCACAUCAAACCCUAACCCCCCAUCUUCAUUUUCCCCGAACCCCAUCUUUCAAACACCUGGGACUAAAGGUCAAUUGUUCAGUGAAAAAAAUUGAAAAUAUGAAGAUUAUGAUAUCUGGGGCUCCUGCUUCUGGUAAAGGGACUCAGUGUGAGCUCAUCACCAAGAAAUAUGGUUUGGUGCAUAUUGCAGCUGGCGAUUUGCUCAGGGCAGAAAUUGCUGAAGGGACUGAAAAUGGGAAGCGAGCCAAAGAAUAUAUGGAGAAAGGGGAUUUGGUACCCAAUGAAAUAGUCGUCAUGAUGGUGAAAGAUCGACUGUCCCAGCCUGAUUCUGUAGAAAAGGGUUGGCUUUUGGAUGGAUUUCCCAGAAGCUCAUCUCAAGCAACUGCUCUUCAGGAAUUUGGUUUCAAGCCAGACCUUUUCAUUCUUCUCGAUGUUCCACAGGAUAUUCUUGUUGACAGAGUUGUAGGCCGUAGGCUAGACCCUGUUUCUGGGAAGAUAUAUCACUUGAAGUAUUCUCCCCCUGAAAGUGAAGAAAUUGCUGCACGGCUUACCCAGCGGUUUGAUGACACGGAAGAAAAGGUAAAGCUUCGAUUGGAGACUCAUAAUCAGAAUGUGGAGUCUGUUCUUUCUCUGUAUCAAGACAUAAUUGUUAAGGUCGAUGGAAGUGCUGAUAAGGAUGAUGUGUUUGCCCAAAUUGAUAAGGCUUUGGCGAAGCUUUCAUAGCAUAGUGAUAAAGUGGAAUGUACGGGGCAUCAUAAAAACAUUUAGGACCAUAUAUAUGACAAUAAAAAAUUUAGGAGUCUACUUUGCAUAUGGAUUAGAUAUAGUGAAACUAUUAAAUAAAAGAAAUUUGGUUGUGGGGCAUGUUCUUUUACUUUACCUCCUCUCAGGCCAUUGGUCUUCCCAAUUCUGUCAUAUUUUUAGUUAUCAUUUUUUUGUUGUAUUGUUAAUUUGUAACAUCAUCAGCUUAAUUGUUGUCUGUAAACCAUAUGGUACUCUGUAUUGAUAGCCUUUUGAAUGCAAGUGUUAUUUUUACAGUUUCGAA
Daucus carota subsp. sativus is the source of this 1269-nucleotide messenger RNA. RefSeq names its product adenylate kinase, chloroplastic. Gene Ontology annotation, molecular function: ATP binding; nucleoside diphosphate kinase activity; AMP kinase activity. The transcript has 7 exons. Lineage: Eukaryota; Viridiplantae; Streptophyta; Magnoliopsida; Apiales; Apiaceae. The coding region runs from base 138 to 947 and encodes 269 amino acids. Gene Ontology annotation, biological process: nucleobase-containing compound metabolic process. The record is from RefSeq and is a predicted model, not a curated record. Gene Ontology annotation, cellular component: cytoplasm.